GUUGUAGGUAGUAAAAGGGUUUGAAAUGAAAUAACCGUUUGACAAACCGCAUCAUCAUCCAUAAUUGACCCCCUCCAAUAGCUAGUUAUUAAUCGAAAAUGGCAUCAAGUUUAAAAAGUUUAUCACAAAUUUGGCAUAAGGAUCCAACGUCAAACGUUAAUGUUGAAGAUAUUAGUAAUACAUCUGCUGUUCAUGGCAGUGGUAGCAGGCGUCAACUGUCUAGACAAUUCAAAAGUGUUUCGGAUACAACGAGGAGCCAAGAACAACCUACAAGGAAAAUGCUUUUGCGAGGACGUGGGGUGCUUUCCUCCAUAAGUAAUCUCAAUGUAGCUAAUGUGCCCAAGGAAACUCGCAAACUCAUCCAAGCUGGUGCUGAUAAAGUGAACCAAACAUUAAAUGGUGUUCGGAGCACUUUUGAUACUUGGUCUCAGAAGCUCAAAAAUAAUCCAACUAGACGUAGACAAAGACUAGUUAACAGUUCCCCUUACACACCAGGAAGAGGAAAAGAUACACCAAAAUCAAAACAGUUAUUAGGAAGGACCCCUACUAAGCUUUACAGCCCUUUUGGCAUUGAGACACCAUCUGAUCGACGCCAGCGAAAUCAUCAGAAUUUUUAUGGAAAGCCCGGCACGUAUACCCCCACGCGAGCCGGCAGCAAUAAGCGUUCUGGCAGCAGCAUCGUUUCGGGACCCGCCUUUAAUGCUGUUUCCGUGUACAGCCCGACCCAGGCUUUCCCGAAGGAUGUUCAGCACGUUCGCCAAGGUGUAGAAGAUUUCAACCGGGCAGCUGAGGGCGUAGUGCGUCGCUCUCUGAGACAGCAGAUGUCCACCGCCCACCUAUAAACACUCAGUUAUAUUGGCUUCUUUUUGUCUUCAAAUCUAAAGCUUAUUAUUUUUUAAUAUUUUCCACAUUCCGUAAACGUCCUCCACUUAUACCCAGCUCAUUUGGGAGGCAAUUCUUUUCGCAGCACCUUCUCAUUGUUUUUGCGAAUCAUCGACGCAAUUUAGUCCCAUAGCCCAGCAUUACUCAGAUCUUUUUUCACUCUUUCCUUCUUUACAACCAAAGACAAUUUCACCAGGAAUCUCAAACAAAGCUCCUACAAAAAAAAAACUUUCGUUUUUUUCCACAGACAUUUUUUCUUUUGUCGACAUGGAAAAAUAAACAACGUGUUUCUUUUUUU
This is a messenger RNA of Daphnia carinata, 1180 nucleotides long. RefSeq lists its product as uncharacterized. Bases 99 to 842 code for a protein of 247 amino acids. Lineage: Eukaryota; Metazoa; Arthropoda; Branchiopoda; Diplostraca; Daphniidae. The transcript has 4 exons. The record is from RefSeq and is a predicted model, not a curated record.